Messenger RNA from Daphnia magna, 2614 nucleotides. Its product is annotated as coiled-coil domain-containing protein 141-like. Lineage: Eukaryota; Metazoa; Arthropoda; Branchiopoda; Diplostraca; Daphniidae. Gene Ontology annotation, biological process: axon guidance. Gene Ontology annotation, molecular function: protein binding; guanyl-nucleotide exchange factor activity. Gene Ontology annotation, cellular component: cytoplasm. The record is from RefSeq and is a predicted model, not a curated record.
GUCUUUUUCUAAAAAAAAAAAUAAAAUAUUAUAAUUUAAACUUGGCCUCCUCCUUACCCUUCGCCUCUCUCUUCUUGGCGUGCGUGAGUACCCCGGACGGAAAUAUCACGCUGGGUGUGGUUCGUUCUAUUUUUUUUUGCGGAUAAAUCGUAAUCAGCCGUGCAACCCAUAUAACGAACUGUGAAGAGAAAACGAAUUUGACAUGGCCGAAGCCGACAUCCCGCCUUUAGCGCAUUUGCUCCAGCGGCAGCAGAGGUCAUCCGGCUCCGUCCUGUCAUCUCAGACGCCAGCUACGACGACCAUUUCGACCAUCGCCGUUCAAAGUGGCGCCACUCGUAUCGUUGUUGCUCUUCUUCAGAGUAAAGAAUGGCUAGAGCUGCAGGUGCUGGAAAUGAGUCCAGACAUGACGAGAAUGGGCGAUUGCUUCGUUACGUCAUCCGAUCUGCUGAUGGCUCAUCAGGACGUCCUGAGAAAGUUACAGAGCAAGCAAAGUCCAGUGGAGGAGCUGCUGAAACAAGCCGACCAACUAAUUGCAACUCAACGACCUCGUGCCGAAGUCUAUGCUGCAAUGGCCGAAUCGCUCGGGCAGGCAUGGAAAGAUCUUAAUUCUUUCCUGGAACAACGUAGGGUCAUCCUAGAAUACAACGUCGCCUUUCACAGUCACGCCGAAGAUGUGAUUGACAAGUUGGCUAGUUUAGAUCGAGAGACGGCUAGCACGUCAUCUUUACCUUCCGAUGUGGACAGCAUUAAAAGAUUACGCACCAGAAUCGAAGAAAGUCGUAAAUCAGCUUUGGAGAGCCUUCGACUUGCUCUACAAGAUGGUGAAGUGCUCAUCGAAAAAUUAACUGCCUUGAAAAAUCUAGGCACGUUGGAUUCUCGUCCAGGCCAUAUUUUAACAGCUGUCAAUGCAGCGCUGAAUCAAGUGAGAAGAUGGUUGGAAGCCCUUCACGACCGACGCCGUCGUUCCGAGUCAACAUUUUUGCAACGACGUGCAGCCCUUGAUCAAUGGUCAGAAGUUUGUUGUUUACGACGAGAUUUGGCAGCCACCGAGAAGCGUCUAGAAGUCCUGGGACGUGACAGUAGCUCUGCACUGGGCGAUUCUUCCGCCACGGCUGAACUGCUCCUAUUCGAGCACAAUAAAAUCCAGCCGGAACGCAAAGAGCUUCAAGAGAAGACGUUAAAAUUAACACACAUGGCUGAGGAACUGCAGGCUCGUUGGCGUAAUGAAUUGGGCGGAGCUAACGGUGCCGAGCAGGUACGCAAAGAAGCGUAUGCCUUACUGGACAAGACGAGCGAGUUCCUGGAAACGGUGGAGCAACGAGAACAGCUUUUGACUCAGUCGAUUCAUUUCUUCAGAGUUGCUGGAACAGCAUUGACUAAAUUGGAUCAGUUGGAAGUGCAACUGACCGCUCAUCAAGCCCCACCAGGUUCUGCUCAACUUGCCCAGCUUCACGCUCAAGUGUCUCGGGCUCUAGAAGAUGCCACUGCACCUGCUUUGCAUCAUGGUUAUUCUUUACUGGACAUUGUCGGUCGUUCUCAUCCAGGCGCCGAGGGUAUCAGGAAAACCGUGGAACUUAUUGAAAAUGAGGCAUUCAGUUGGGUAGUCUCUGCACGGCACACAAAGAAGAGAGUCUUCGUAUUACGCAAGCUGUUCGCAUGGCUGCUGGAUGUGAUUGAAGGAUUUCUCCGGACCCACACGGACAUGCGUGGUACUUUCACUGAAAUCGAGUCUCUACUAAGAUCAGUCAAUCCAUUAUGCGAAAUGGCCGAAGAAAUUCAAGCUCACGAGGUGCAGAUGAAAGGAGACGUCCUGCAUGACACGUGGAAGAGACUUUGUCGAGCUUUAGCCGACCGGGUGGAAUUGAUGCAAUCCUACGUCCGAUUACACGCCCUAGCUAUGGCAGUUCAAGAAGCUUGGGACGAUGUCGAGUCUCGAUGUCAACAAUUCGACGUAGAUGAGGAUCCUUCUGUUGCUAUACGCCAAGUCGAAGAAAUUUGGCUGGACGGCCAACAGAAAUAUUUGCAACUGAGCCAACUGGGCCGUAAUUUCAUGGCCGAUGCCCUUAAGAUUUCCGACCGCUACUUGGAUGUGAGAAAAGCCUGUCUCUGUGUAGAGAGUCUGCUCGAAUAUUUGGGAGGCCGGCAGUUGACCGUCCAUCAUACCCAGGAAACCUGGAUCGAAACGGUGACUACCAUCCAGCAUACGCGCCGUGAAUGGAACAAUUUCGUUUCCAUCGUCCAAUCGGUGAUGGAAAUUCACGAAGAGAAAGAACAAAGUCUUUACCCGAUGCUUCCGACGGCGGAAGAUUCUAGUCAUGGAAUUGCCGUCCAGCAUCCAACCUGCACAGCGAUGGUGGGUUUGCUUGAAGAGAAAUCUAAAAAUGUUGUCAAUGAAUGGACUGCAACGCUCAGCCAGCUGGAAUCGAAGAAAUUAGAUGCCGAACAAACUAAGCUCUCUUCAACUGCGAACCAAGAAGAUCGGUCGAAGAUGUUGGGAGACGUUUGUCUGCUCCAGCAGCGGAUGCAGUUCAGGUUGAAGGAGUACAAGACACUUGUUCAAAUGGCUCUUUUCUGGACUUUUCAGAAACUUGUCCGAAGUGGAAAGAACGAUUGA